This is a messenger RNA of Talpa occidentalis (Iberian mole), 2013 nucleotides long. Its product is annotated as anthrax toxin receptor-like. NCBI's taxonomy places the organism in Eukaryota, Metazoa, Chordata, Mammalia, Eulipotyphla, Talpidae. The coding region runs from base 193 to 1935 and encodes 580 amino acids. The transcript has 18 exons. Gene Ontology annotation, cellular component: membrane. Gene Ontology annotation, molecular function: signaling receptor activity. The record is from RefSeq and is a predicted model, not a curated record.
GGGGCCUCCACCCAGUAUAGUCCUACUCUGCCCUUAGUGCAGGUCUACUAGUAGAGGCUAUUGUGACUUGAUUAAAGGAAAGACUUGAUUCAAGGGGUAUAGGCCCCUGUAUAUUGCUUGAAAGAGUGUAGGUCCCAGCUUGCCUGUUUCAAGAGGUUAGCGUCCCUUGCAGCCUCCCCGGCUGCCAAGGAAAUGGGAGGCAGCUGCCUCAGGGUGCCUGGACUUGCUUUCUUGCUCCUGCUGGUUUUGCCCCCUCUGCUGCCAAGCAGUGGGGCAUACCAGCACAGAGCCCCGACCUGGCUAGAUUUCCACCACCUCACUCGGGCCAGGAGAAGCCUCCCCAGCAACACCAACCUGGAUGGGGAGAGCACCCGCCAGGGCCACAGCCAGGACAUGGGGUCCAGGGAGAGGCUGGCAGAUCACAAGAAAUCCUGCCAGAGCAAUCUUGACCUCUAUUUAAUCUUGGACAAGUCAGGAAGUGUGGACACCAACUGGAUAGUUAUAUACGGCUUCGUAGAGGAUUUCCUCAAAAUGUUUCAAAACCCGAACAUGCGGGUCUCGAUCGUCACCUUCUCCACAAGGGGCCACACCGUCCUAAAGCUCACCUCGGACAAAAAAGAAAUCGAAGAUGGUCUCAACAAACUACGCAACACAGAGCCUACCGGAGCCACAAACAUGCAGGAAGGAUUUAAAGCGGUCAAUGAGCAGAUCUCCACAGUAAACUCUGGAGAAAAGAAAGUGCACUCCAUGGUUGUCUCCCUAAUUGAUGGAGCACUUUGGCCAGAGUCCUUUCAGGCUACCAAGAAUGAAGCUCAGAGGACUCGACAACUGGGAGGGACUGUUUACGUUGUGGGUGUCAACAACUACGUGAAAAAUCAGCUCCUGGCAAUUGCAGACAGCGAGGAGCACGUGGUUGGUGUGGACAGUGGAUUCUAUGAUCUCAGGAACAUCGUUGACUCACUCGCAGCUAAGGCCUGCAUUGAGCUUACAAGUGUGGGACCGACCGAUUACUGUGUGGGAGAAAACUAUGAUGUAGGCGUCUUUGGAAGAGGUUUUCAUAACACCAACAACAAAAAAGAAGUUCUUUGCAGAAUUCAAAUAAGUGACACCAUAUUUUUCGAUAAAAAAGCCACCCAGGUGGAAGACACCAGCAUAAAGUGUCCGGGAGUGAUGAUGGAGGUACCAGCCAACGAGAUCUCUGUUGAAGUGAGCCUGAACAACGGUGCCAGCUUCAUCAGCAAUGGGCUCAAGAUCAGCAGCAAGGACUGUGGAGGUCACAGGACCAGCCAGAGGACGGACAUCAGCCCCUCAGGAGUCCCGCCGACCCACAGCUCGUCUGUCAUCAGGCCCAUGAGGAAAGUCCUCAGGAGAAACGCAGGGCUGGCCCAGGUACCACAGCCACCUGACCUUUCCAAUGCGGCAGCAGCAGGUCCCGGAAAUCAAGGCAUACAGUUCCCCAACAUCAACCCUUACCACUUGGCUGCGUGCAUGCUGGUCCUAAUACUGAUGAUAGGGUGCUUGUGGCUACACCGCAGAAAGAACAAGAUGGUGGAACCUUGUUUACAAACGUGCCCCACGGUGGUGGUCCCUUGUGGAGAUGACAAACUAAGACAACUAAAGGACAAACUGGACACUCUGCACAUGCAGAUCGUGCGCAACAUAUUACAAAACCGCAACCGGAGCCCAGUGAUAUGUCAUAGCCCAGGCGCAAGCCAUGUCCCUUACUCAGGUCUAGAGGUGGGAGGAUGCGCAGGUACCCACGCUGCUGCCUGCAACACAGCCUGGCGUGCUGUCCCCUCGACUACUGAUGGAUGUGUUGCCCAUAUGCCCCGUGCCGACCUCCCCCACUCAUAUGUUCCCGGCCUCCCCGGCCCAUAUGCUCCCAGCCCCCACAAUCGGUCUGCUCCAGGCAGCCCUCCAGGAUGUUGCCAAUGAUCCCUGGCCCAGUUGGAAAACGUGGUGGAAUCCCUUUGGCACUCCUACCCCCAUAGACCAGUCAAUAAAUCCUGCAAA